Molecule: messenger RNA, 441 nt
Organism: Malassezia restricta
Lineage: Eukaryota; Fungi; Basidiomycota; Malasseziomycetes; Malasseziales; Malasseziaceae
Product: DNA-directed RNA polymerases I, II, and III subunit RPABC2
Exons: 3
Coding region: 1-441 (146 amino acids)
Biological process (GO): DNA-templated transcription
Cellular component (GO): RNA polymerase II, core complex; RNA polymerase I complex; nucleus
Molecular function (GO): DNA binding; DNA-directed RNA polymerase activity
Source: RefSeq, a predicted model, not a curated record
AUGAGCUUUGAAGCUGGAGAAGAGAACGAAGGAGAAUACUUUGAUGAGGGAGAUGUUUUUCAGGAGGGUGAUGUGGAUGACACGCUAAAUGAGGAUGGUGAUAUGGGAGACGACGUAGAUCAUUAUGGUGACGAGGAAAUUGUUCAUUCAAGUGCCAACGGCGGUGUGCCUGCUAAUGUGGACUCCAAUGGAAAGCCAAAUAAAGAGCGAAUCACCACUCCUUACAUGACGAAAUACGAAAAAGCGCGUAUUCUUGGAACGCGUGCGCUUCAAAUUAGCAUGAAUGCACCUGUCCUAGUACCGACAGAAGGUGAGAUGGAUCCAUUGGCUAUUGCUCAGAAGGAGCUGGCCGCGAAGAAAAUUCCACUACUCGUGCGGCGGUAUCUGCCUGACGGUACAUUCGAAGACUGGAGCGUAUCAGAGCUAAUUAUCACGGAAUAG